This is a messenger RNA of Cladocopium goreaui, 1614 nucleotides long. NCBI's taxonomy places the organism in Eukaryota, Dinophyceae, Suessiales, Symbiodiniaceae. The record is from the annotation of a GenBank genome assembly.
GAAAAUCAGCCAAUGCGGCUGAGAGGCCGGACCGUGACAGCCGGCCCUUGCCAUGGUGAUUGAAGGCUGCCCUUGCCGUGUUCGAACUCCCCACGCUACCGCCUAACCACCCAACAGCCACAACAUCAGUGCUUCGCGAUGGCUGACAGACAGAGACUGGCGGGCAUGUUAGAGAAGCAAAGUCGAUGGCGCAAAGAGUGGUCAGAGCGAUUCUUUGUAAUGGAAGAGGAUUGCAUUCGAUACUUUGUCUCGCCGCCGGCAUUCCUGGAAGACAAUGCAGAGGAAAGUCGGGGAACGCUUCAUCUAGCAGGACUGAUUGCCGAAGCGGCCCAGGAUCUGGGCCGGCCAUACUGCAUUCGAGUUGGAAGAGACCUUCUCAGCUGCAAGACAGAGCCGGAGCAAAGAAGGUGGCUGCAGGCUAUCAAUGCUGCAGCAGGAGCCUUUGACGUGAACGUAGGCCGUGAGCCUGUCCAGAGGCAAAGGUCAGUGGCUUCAGCCGACGACAAGGAGCCUGAUUUGUUUUUGAUGCAUGCUGAUGGGCGCCAUCAGGUGGUUGGUUGGAGACAGCCCGUGACUGUGCAGCUUGCUUCUCCUUCCAGCUGCGCUUUAGUCCUGAUACUGGACGCCUCGCUCAGCGAGCAAUCAGGGCGUGCGCUGCAGGCACUCUGCAGACUCCCUUUGCAAAGCUGCCAGCCACGGACAUCCGCAUCGUUUCCGGUGGAAUUCCUUGGAGCAGGAGAAGCAAUGGAAAAGUCUCUAUCUGUUCAAGUGCUUGAGACCACUUCUGUGAAGACGAGCUUUCAAAUGCUUCCUUUGAUUCUUGGAGUUGUGAGCGUUGUUUCCUCCGUCCUUUGGCUGUGGCGGUUGGAGACUUCAGGAAUGGCCGUUGCUUUGCUGUGGAAUGCUUGGCAUUGGAGCCAGACACUUCCAGCCCGCCAGAUUACAUUUUCAGUAGAGCGUCUGGUCAAACUUGAACAGGCUCCCCGACAUGUCGAGACAGUGGACCCCCGGGAACCGGAAGAAAAUGAAGGGCCACCUGCUUGGUCUGGAGUCUGGACUUUGGACAAAGCCUGCAGUGAGAAAUAUGAAAACAUUCUGAAGGACAUGGGCGUGAAUUAUUUGAUCCGAAAAGCUGCAGAUGCGAAAACGUCUGUGCUAGUGAUUUCAAAGUCUGCGACCCACGUGACGUUCAUUGUCAAAAAUCUGGUGACUGUUGAAGACGUGCUACCAGUGGAUGGCACCUGGGUCCACAAGCCAGUGCCUCCAGCUGGGAGAAUGAAGGGUGAGAUGCGAUUGAGACUCUCCAAGUGCACACACAACGAACUGGAGAUGAUCACGGAGUUUCCACCUGGUGAGGGUGGCCUUUGUGACACGUUGGUUGUGAGCAAUGGAGGGUCGGCCUUUUCCAGAAGGGUCGUGCGAACCCGCAGCGAUGGAAGCCAAUUAGAAUGCACCCGUGUUUUUAGAAGAACUUGAUUGGCUCGGGCGUUCAUUUGGCCCCGUUCCUUGCAAAGGACCCGCGAGUACUGUAGAAGUCGCUUUGCCAGAUCCCAUCAGGGUGCGAAAAGGCAGAAAAUAUGGGUCGACUGCGUAAGUGAAUAUGUGGAAUCCACU